ACCGGUUUGAGGAUUUUGGCACGGCAGGGCUUCCGUCCAUACACGGCGCUUUGCGGUGGAACAAAAGUACCGCGUACAUGUGCAUUUGUGCACGGUUUAAUACUUCCUGACGCACUUCUUCACCACACAGCCAACAAUGUCGUCGGACGCCCUGAAGAAGCGAAAGUCGAAGGUCCUCCGCACUGAAGGAGGAACCCCCGAGAUGAAGCGAGGUCGCGGAGACGGGGAGCAGCAGGACAUGCGUGUGUAUAGUGAGGAGGUGGAGCUGGACGGCAGGGACCCUGAGCAGGACUACCUGCAGUACAAGGAGUCAUGUGAGAGCUUGGCCACACUCAUGAGUGAGAUCCAGGACCUUAAGACCAAUGGAGCCAAGGAGGGGUGUGCUGAGGUGGAGCAGAGACGUAUGCAGUGCUGCAUCCACUUCAUGAAUGUGAAGAAACUCAAUCGUCUGGCUCAUAUGCGACUAAAGAGAAGCAGAGAUCAGACGCACGAGGCUAAGCAGAAAGUGGAUGUGCUGCAUCUUCAGUUACAGAACCUGCUUUAUGAAGUUAUGCAUCUUCAGAAGGAGAUCAGCAAGUGUCUGGAGUUCAAAUCUAAACAUGAGGAAAUAGACUUGGUGUCUGAAGAAGAGUUUCACCAGGAGGCUCCAUCAGAGAUUUCCAGGCCUCACCUCACAAGAAAUGAUCCCCAUCAACUCACACUGGCACGACUCGACUGGGAGCUUGAACAGAGGAAGAGGUAUGCAAUCCAGAAGAGCAUCGAGGUGAAGAAGGAACAUCUGACCAGCUUGCAGCCGGGACUCAAUGCCAUCAUGCAGGCAUCUCUCCCAGUGCAGCAGUACCUGUCCAUGCCUUUUGAACAGACUCAGAAACAGACAGAGAUUGCCCGCCAUCUGCCUCCACCUCUCUACGUCCUGUUUGUUCAAGCCAAUGCUUAUGGUCAGGCCUGUGACAAGAACCUGGAUGUGUCGAUCAGUGGUGAUGUGGAUGAGGCCAAGGCCCUGUCCAAACCUCCAGAAGAUUCCCAGGAUGAUGAGAGUGAUUCAGACGCAGAGGAGGAGCAAGAGAAAACGAAGAGGAGAAGGCCAACCACAGGUGGCCAACUGGAUGACAAAAGACGAGAGAUGCUGAAAAGGCACCCCCUGUCCCUCUGCUUGGACCUCAAGUGUAAAGAUGGCAGCAUGCUCCAUCUCUACUUCUACUACCUGAUGAAUCUGAACAUUAUGACAGUCAAGACUAAGGUCUCCACCUCCACAGACCUCAACACAGCCAUCAGUGCAGGGGAUCUGCUAAAAUCAGACACUCUACUCAGCUGUCUCUACACCAGCGACCAGGGGCGAGAAACACCCAACCCAGCUAAUCGCUACCAGUUUGACAAAGUCGGGAUUGUUUGCUUUGCUGAUUAUGUGGAGGAGCUGGGCCACCCUUACGUGUGGGUUCAGAGUCUGGGAGGGCUACAUUUCCCUGGUGAUGCUUCAGAGGGUGUGCGUGUGGGCAGUUCUUUGAGUGCCAGCCAAAUGGAGAGCACCAUUAAGCUGCUGAGGGGUCGAGUCCAGUCCCGCUUGGCUUUGCAGAAGCAGUUUGCCUCUUUAGAGCACAGCAUCAUCCCGGUCUCCAGUGAGUGUCAGCACCUCUUUCCUGCCAAGAUCAUGUCCCAUUUAGCCCGUUGGACCACUAUCACCCACGAGGAGUACAUGGAUCUGCCUUAUACACGUCAUGUGACUGAUGCUGGUCUGGCAAAGGAGACCGAUCUUUACUUUAUGUGUGUGGUGGAGAGGGGCACAGCUCGUCUCAACGCCGCCGUGGUGCUGAGCCCCCGUUACCCAGAAGUCUCUCCCCUUUUCUCCCUCCUUCUCAGCUGGAAGGGAGAGCGCAGUGGACGCACUGAUGACAACCUCAGAGCCAUGGAGAGUGAGGUCAAUGUGUUCAAAAAUGAACUACAGGGACCACGUCCAGGACACCAGCUCCUCACCAAUCAGAUUUCACGCCUGUGUGUCUGCCUGGACGUGUAUUUGGAGACUGAAGGACAAGACGACGGCGUGGAGGGACCACGGGAGUUCCCCCGAGAAAAGAUGUGCUUGCGCACAGUCAGGGGCCCAAAUCGCCUGAAGCCAUUCAAGUACAACCACCCUCAGGGCUUCUUCAGUCACCGCUAAAUCUGUCCAUACGAUUCUCCCUACUGUACCAUACAUCUCUUAACUCCCUCAAGCUUACCAUUGUGACUAUUUGACACACAAAGUAGCCGUUUUUAAAAGUCUUUAUAACAGUUUGAAAAUAAAAACAAUUUUCUUGAA
Molecule: messenger RNA, 2293 nt
Organism: Morone saxatilis (striped sea-bass)
Lineage: Eukaryota; Metazoa; Chordata; Actinopteri; Moronidae
Gene: thoc5
Product: THO complex 5
Exons: 20
Coding region: 137-2155 (672 amino acids)
Biological process (GO): positive regulation of DNA-templated transcription, elongation; mRNA export from nucleus
Cellular component (GO): THO complex part of transcription export complex
Molecular function (GO): mRNA binding
Source: RefSeq, a predicted model, not a curated record